Paraglomus occultum is the source of this 257-nucleotide messenger RNA. Lineage: Eukaryota; Fungi; Glomeromycota; Glomeromycetes; Paraglomerales; Paraglomeraceae. The record is from the annotation of a GenBank genome assembly.
AGUAUUGUGGGUCAAGCAGAGGCUACGUACAGUAUAUCUUCGAGACUUUGUUGCAGAUGUUGCCAACUUGGAGUUGAAAUUUGGUUCGAUAGAGAUGGAAAGCCAUCAACAUAACAGUAAGAAAGGUCGUGGCAGCAGUGAAGUACAGUCAAUCAAAGUGAAGCGUCUGGUAAAGCAUCUUCUCGUGCAGCUUGUAUUUAUAUUAAAACAAGGCAAAGUAGAAGACGAAAACGCAGAGAGCAAUUUCAUGAAAGAGC